Molecule: messenger RNA, 2295 nt
Organism: Triticum turgidum subsp. durum (durum wheat)
Lineage: Eukaryota; Viridiplantae; Streptophyta; Magnoliopsida; Poales; Poaceae
Source: the annotation of a GenBank genome assembly
AUGUCGUCCUCGGGAGGCGCCGGGGGGAAGCGCUCCGUGGCGGAUGUGCUCAUGGGGAACGCGCGGGACGCCGCCAGGAAGGCCAAGAAGGGGGCCCCGGCCGCCUCCGGGGUCCCGUCUCCCAAGAAGCCCAGGACGAAGACGGCCGCCGAGGCCGACGGCGCGACGGCCGAGCCGGCGGUGGACGAGAAACCGCCUUCGCCGGCCAAGUCGCCCGUUAAGUCGAAGCGCCCAUCGUCGCCACCCAAGUCCAAGUCGAAGGCCGACGACGCUCCUGAGGCCAAGAAGAGGUCCCCGUCGCCCACGACGUCCAAAACGCUAGCCGCGGCCGCGAAAUUGGAGGCCGCGGAGAAGCCCCUCUCGCCGAAGAGGGCCAAAACCCUAGCGGCCAAAUCUGACGCCAAGCCCUCUGACCAAGCCCUUGUCUCUCAAUCUAAAGACCAGGCGUCUCAACCCGAGGAUAAGAAGACCAAAAUCUCAAAUGCCACCAAGUCAGAGGAGGUGAAUACCACUCUCGAGCUCAAGAAGAAAGGCAGUGAGUUUGAUCCCAUGGCUGCUGCCUACUGGAAGCCCGGCGAGCCUGUGCCAUUCCUCUUCUUGGCUCGGGCACUCGACCUCAUCUCCUACGAGUCUGGCCGGAUUGUCAUUACAGAGAUCCUGUCAAACGUGUUCCGUACGAUUAUUGCCACAACUCCAGAGGAUCUCCUUGCGACAGUAUACCUCUCCGCUAACCGGAUUGCGCCACCUCACGAAGGGAUUGAGCUUGGUAUUGGGGAUGCAUCAAUCAUCCGUGCACUUUCCGAGGCAUACGGCCGCAAAGAGGAGCAUGUCAAAAAGAACCUCAAGGAAUUGGGUGAUUUGGGGCUUGUGGCGAAAGCAAGCAGGUCGUCACAGAAGAUGAUGUACAAGCCAAAACCACUGACGAUAUCACGUGUGCUUGAUACCUUUCGGACAAUCGCAAAGGAAUCUGGCAAAGACAGUCAAGAUAAGAAAAGAAGUCAUAUCAAAGGACUUCUUGUUGCUGCAACAGACUGUGAACCUCAAUACAUUAUACGACUUCUUCAGUCGAAGAUGCGUAUUGGGUUGGCAGAGAAAACUGUCCAAAUGGCUCUUGGGCAAGCUGCUGUAUAUUCUGAAAAAGGGUCCCCGCCAAAAAAAGUCCAAUCACCUUUUGAAGAGGCUGCAAAAAUAAUUAAAGAAGCAUAUUCGGUUCUUCCAGUCUAUGAUAAAAUUGUCCCGACUCUUCUUGAUGCUGGUGUUUGGAAACUUCCAGAAACAUGCAAUUUCUCCAUAGGUGUCCCUGUUGGUCCUAUGUUGGCAAAAGCAACAAAAUCUGUAUCAGAGAUUAUUGACAAGUUUCAAGGUCGUGAGUACACUUGUGAGUACAAGUAUGAUGGUGAACGGGCCCAGAUUCAUUGCAUGGAGGAUGGAACAGUAGAAAUUUAUAGUCGGAGCGCUGAAAGGAAUACUGGGAAGUACCCUGAUGUUGUUGAUGCAAUUUCUAGAAUCCGAAAGCCUACAGUUAAGUCAUUUGUCCUAGAUUGUGAAAUUGUUGCUUAUGACCGCGAAAAGAAGAGAAUUUUACCCUUUCAGAUACUCAGCACAAGGGCCCGCAAGGGUGUUACUAUAAAUGACAUCAAAGUAUCAGUCUGUACUUUUGGCUUUGAUAUUCUUUACAUCAAUGGGAAACCUCUUCUCCAGGAACAACUUAAAGUUCGACGAGAGCAUCUUUACAACUCUUUCGAGGAAGUGCCAGGUGUUUUUCAACUGGCAACUGCAAUUACAUCAAAUGACCUCGAGGAGAUACAGAAAUUUCUUGACUUAUCUGUCAACUCCAGUUGUGAAGGGUUGAUUAUCAAGACAUUGGAUACGGAUGCUACAUAUGAGCCAGCGAAGCGGUCAAACAAUUGGUUGAAAUUGAAGAAAGAUUACAUGGACAGUGUUGGAGACUCUUUAGACUUAGUGCCAAUUGCUGCUUUUCAUGGAAGAGGAAAACGAACUGGUGUAUAUGGAUCGUUCCUCUUGGCAUGCUAUGAUGAGCAUAAUGAAGAAUACCAAACAAUCUGCAAUAUAGGUACUGGAUUUUCUGAGCAACAACUUGAAGAACGUUCUACGAGCCUUCGAAGUAAAGUAAUAAAGAACCCAAAGGCAUAUUAUAGGUUCGCUGACACAACUGACCCAGAUGUGUGGUUUGAGCCGUCAGAGGUGUGGGAGGUCAAAGCUGCUGAUUUGAGCAUAAGUCCAGUUCAUCGUGCUGCUAAUGGGAUAGUUGAUCCAAAUAAGGCAUCUCUCUAA